Molecule: messenger RNA, 4759 nt
Organism: Silurus meridionalis
Lineage: Eukaryota; Metazoa; Chordata; Actinopteri; Siluriformes; Siluridae
Gene: smad3b
Product: SMAD family member 3b
Exons: 9
Coding region: 202-1476 (424 amino acids)
Biological process (GO): SMAD protein signal transduction; transforming growth factor beta receptor signaling pathway; BMP signaling pathway
Cellular component (GO): heteromeric SMAD protein complex
Molecular function (GO): DNA-binding transcription factor activity, RNA polymerase II-specific; I-SMAD binding; RNA polymerase II cis-regulatory region sequence-specific DNA binding
Source: RefSeq, a predicted model, not a curated record
GGGGCGGGGAGCGGAGACAUUACUGCGCUCUUAUCCCUUCACUGCGCUCCAGAGUUGAGCUUUUCUCCGUCGGCUGCAUGUCUGUUUCACCAACUUAAAGUUUCUACAACUAGUAUUUGGCGGAUGUUUUGGUGAUUUUUUUGGUUUUGUUUCUUCUUAAAGAGACUGAGUGAGGCUGAGAGGUGUGCGAGUGCAGCGAACAUGUCUAUACUGCCGUUUACUCCUCCGAUUGUGAAGAAGCUCCUCGGAUGGAAAAAAGGCGAGCAGAAUGGCCAAGAGGAGAAAUGGUGCGAAAAGGCGGUGAAGAGUCUCGUCAAGAAGCUGAAGAGGACUGGCCAGUUGGACGAACUGGAGAAGGCCAUUACCACCCAGAACAUCAACACGAAGUGUAUCACUAUACCGAGGUCUCUUGAUGGACGUCUGCAGGUAUCUCACAGAAAAGGCCUCCCUCACGUUAUUUAUUGCCGGCUAUGGCGUUGGCCUGACCUGCAGUCGCACCAUGAGCUGCGUGCUAUAGACCAGUGUGAGUUCGCCUUCCACACGAAGAAGGAUGAGGUGUGUGUCAACCCCUACCAUUACCAGCGUGUGGAGACUCCAGUUCUUCCUCCGGUGCUGGUUCCACGACACACUGAUAUCCCUGCCGAGUUUCCUCCUCUGGACGACUACAGCCAUUCUAUCCCUGAGAACACCAACUUUCCUGCAGGCAUUGAGCCUCUGAUUAACUACAUACCUGAGACACCUCCUCCAGGGUAUCUCAGUGAAGAUGGUGAAAGCAAUGAUCAGCAGAAUCGCAGCAUGGACACAAGUUCCCCAAACUUGUCACCUAACCCUGUUUCACCUGCAAGUAGCAACCCUGACCUGCAACCGGUAACAUAUUGUGAGUCAGCGUUCUGGUGCUCCAUCUCGUAUUAUGAGCUGAACCAGCGGGUCGGGGAGAUAUUCCAUGCCUCGCAGCCUUCUCUCACUGUGGACGGCUUCACGGAUCCAUCCAACGCCGAGAGAUUCUGCUUGGGUUUGCUCUCCAAUGUCAACCGCAACACCGCUGUGGAGCUCACGCGCAGACAUAUUGGUCGGGGAGUGCGGCUGUACUACAUAGGUGGUGAGGUGUUUGCUGAGUGUCUGAGUGACAGUGCCAUCUUUGUUCAGAGUCCUAAUUGCAACCAGCGCUACGGCUGGCACCCGGCCACCGUGUGUAAGAUUCCUCCAGGGUGUAAUCUAAAGAUCUUCAAUAACCAGGAGUUUGCAGCUCUGUUGGCUCAGUCAGUGAAUCAGGGAUUUGAGGCCGUGUACCAGCUGACUCGCAUGUGCACAAUCCGCAUGAGCUUCGUCAAAGGAUGGGGAGCAGAAUACAGGCGCCAGACUGUAACCAGCACCCCCUGUUGGAUAGAGCUACACUUAAACGGCCCCCUGCAAUGGCUGGACAAGGUGCUCACUCAGAUGGGCUCACCCAGCAUCCGCUGCUCCAGUGUGUCAUAGGAGACCAGCACCACUCACUUCACAACCAAGAACCACCACCCAUCUGUAUACUAACUGAGAAAACAUGAGAAUGCUGGACACAGACAGACAGACAGACAGACAGACAGACAGACAUUCUCUCAAGAGUUUCCUUUUAGUAUCACUCCACUGCUUGCAGGUCCAGUCAUUUACACACACAGAGUUUUGAGCACUUUCUAUUGCUGAUCCCUAUACAGCAUGGCUUGUAUAGCUGUCCAUUAUGUGUACAUUUAUUUUGGUCAUACAAAGAUAGAUAUAUAUAUUUUGUCUGUUCGUUUUUUAUUAUUAUUAUUUUUUUUUUUAGAAAAUAUUUCAAUUUUAAGCUUGGCUUAAAACAUGAGGUAUUGAACCCUCGUUGGAGAUGUAUAUGGAUAAAUAACUGGUGAAUUAGAUUUUUAUUAUUACUCACAUCCAUAAAGCUUGCAGUGCUCGUAAAGCUGCGACACUGUGUAAUUAGGAGAAAGUCUCUGAAUCUCUCUCAGGCCCAGCAGUUUGUUGUACUUGCAUUGAGCAUUUGCAUUGCCCCUUAACCUCAGAGGGGUUAGUAAUGCAUCCCCACGCCUUCAUUCAAGUGGCUGUGUGGGAGCACAACCCUAGGUGUUGUCUGUUUUUAAAGUGAACAGGCGCUAGGUCGUGCUUUUAUGGUGUGUUGGCGUUCACAUGCCGUAUAGGGCAACAUGCACUCAGCUGUUCAGCAAAACAUAUAGGAUGUUUCAGUGCCUGUUAACCUGAUUAUCUUUUUUUAUUAUUAUUUUUUUUUAGUAUGAAAACUAGUCGUCUGUCUAUUUUUAAGAUGAUACAAAGCACGUCUUGAUACAAGAUGUGACGUCUGAAAGAUAUAUUUAUGAUCUAUGUUAUGGCUUGUAGCAGUUUUUUCUGCUAUACAGAUGCUGCAUUAUGUUUUUAUUUGUUUUUUUUAAACACUGGUUCCACGAAAAAUAUCCAAGUAGAAAUCAGUAACACUUCUUCGAAAAAAAGGUUUGACAUUUACUGCUGUGCAUGUUGGGGGGAAAAGAGGGUGAAUUGUGUUAGUGCCCCAACCCCACAUUUGGUAUUCGGUGAGGAACUUUUUCAAACUCGCUGUUCUGUAGACAUGCAGAUGUUUUGCAGCUGUAAUUAUAAUUUUUUUUUUUUUUGUGGUAAAUCAUGUUUGAAAUAUUCUUCUACACCCGUGAAAUACUCUGCUCACGCUUUGGCAUAGAGCUUGCGUCCCGCUCUCUUUAUCUUCAGAGCAUGUGAACGGUUUCUAAUCUCUAGCAAUAUAAAACAGAGCUCUGAGUAAAUAAGGUUACUCAACACUGAAAGCAGACUGCAUUCACAAUCCAGCUAGUGCUUUCUCACUCGUUCUCCAUAGCAAGUUACAGUGCAAUUUACCUGGAAAAAGGCUAUGCAUGGCUCAAAGGAUCAGAAUAGGAAAAGUUCUUAUAAUAAUGUUCUGAAAAAUAUAUAGCUGACUAUGUGUCAUUUUGACGGCCUUGUUUAAGAUGUUACAAGCCCUGUGUUUGUGAUCAUAAACACUGAAAUGGUGCAUUUUAUGGUACCUUUGUCCAGUGUAGCACACCAUUAAACACGUGAAGCACUUGUCCUUAUUACUCGAUCAAAGAGUAUUCUACAAAUCUUCCUCUUCAGAGCUGGAAAUUGGAAGUUUUGUCAGUGACCUCUGCAUCCAUUGUUUUGGCAGGGUUGUAGAAAAAAAUACAUUUAGCUCAAAACUAAAUUUCCAUUCUCAUUUUUGCAUAACCGCACAGAAGAGUGCAGCGGUGACUCUUUGCUGUGAUUUGGUAUGCAAUCUCAGUGUCGGUAAGAAGGGCUCCCAUGAGUAGCGCAGACCCACUUGCUUUACAUUUAUUUAAUUAUUUUUACUUUUCACUUUGCUAAAUCGUGGCUGCAGUCUACACUUGACUGAACCUCAUGAAUCAAGAAACAUUUCAGGAAGCAGCUCAAUCUAUCCAAUGUAGUAUAGUUUUGGUCAGAAUUCUGAACCUCAUGGUUUACUGGUUGUGACCUAAGUUGCUUUUGUGUUGACUGCAUCAAGCAUUUGAGUAUGAUGAUCCGAGCUCAUUGCCUUCUAAUGCCUUCAUCUUUGAGCUUACAUAUUAUAUGUAGAUAUAAAAGAUAAAAGAUAUAAGAGAAGGCCAAUCCCAUGUGAAGCUUUUUUGUGCUUUGACACAUGAGAUAAAACCAGCUUAAUAAAAACAUGAAUGGAUGCUGGGGGGUAGAAGCUCUUACUAUAUGUACACUUUCACAUCCAAUGGGUGCACCACAGUUACUUGUGGAGUUAAUUCACUCACACAUAUGGCACAUUAAACAGGAUUCAAACUCAGGACCGUCUGGCCACUUGAAAGAAAAAACGCUUCAUGCACAUUUCUAUAUAGAUAAUUCUGUGUCACUGCCAGCUGUUUUUAUGUCAAAGAAAAUGCAUGGCCUAUUGUAAAUUGUGUUUCUAAAGGAAUUUUAGGGUGAGGGAAAACACUGCUGGCAGCUCCUGGUGGAUGUGCUCUCACUUUCUACAGAGGUUGAAUUGUCACAUUGGAAGCUCUGCUCUUAUGGCUGGAUUUAGUUUUUCUCUCAGGUCCUGUCAGUAAGUUAGGAGUAUUAUUCUGCAUGCGGUCUAAAGAUCAUGCUUAUAUAAUUACACUGACUGGAUUCUUUUGAUUCAUUGCAUGGUCUUUCAAUUCUUGAAUUUUCAACAAACCUCAACAGUUGCACUUUGGUUGAGCAGGCACACUUUAGACUGCAGCUGCCUCCUGCUGAUAGCUUAGGCGAUUACACGGUGAAAUAUUGCUCACGUGGUUCCUUUUACAACUUGUGUAUGAAAAAUGAGUCAACAAUGAAGUCAUAAGGAACUGCAUUUACACAAUUGUUGAUCCCUGUGGUUUGAUCUCUUAAAAUAGAACCCUAAACUGAGCAUCAAGUGCUGUGGACCCUGCUGCAUCUGCUCCUGCGACUGUGUCAGCAGUGUCCACAUAGGGUCAUGAUUCUUGUCAGUUUUUUUCAAAUUGAAAUACCGCUUUGUAGUAUCAUGCUCUUAUUCAUGCACUCAUUAUGUGAGGCAAAUGUAAAACGGUUUCUGUCUUAUGGUUUCAAUACUUAGUAACUACCCCUAUGUACUUUUCAGAUGUUGCUUAGUUUUUUGUUAGCCUUUAAUGUGCUUUCUUUCUGCUACUGUACCUACAUAGUUUCCUCACAUUACCUGUUUAAGCUGUUCUUAUAUCUCUUCAUUUUGGUAUUCAAAGAUUUGUAAUAAAAUGUAUUUUAAAUGGGA